Messenger RNA from Acanthopagrus latus (yellowfin seabream), 1474 nucleotides. It is a transcript of the gene kbtbd13, whose product is annotated as kelch repeat and BTB (POZ) domain containing 13. The coding region runs from base 1 to 1455 and encodes 484 amino acids. The transcript has a single exon. Lineage: Eukaryota; Metazoa; Chordata; Actinopteri; Spariformes; Sparidae. The record is from RefSeq and is a predicted model, not a curated record. Gene Ontology annotation, molecular function: protein binding.
AUGGAGUCCAGCAGCUGUCAACGCGUCAGCCAACAGCCAAGACAGUGUAAGGCACUGGACAGCCUUAGGGUAAAUAUCAACCACAGCUCUUUCACUGUGAAUAAAACCAUUCUGGCUGAGAACUGUGAGUACUUUAGAGCAAUGUUUCGGUCAGGAAUGAGAGAGUGCCAACAAGAAGAGACUAUCUUGCAAUGUGUGGGGGUUUUGGGCUUUCUGGUCAUGCAGCAGGUCCUGAACGGAGAGCUACCCAUGCUGAACAGUGACCAGAUUGUGGAGGCCAUUGAGUGUACUGCUUUUCUGCAGGUGCCAGCUCUCACCAAGCACUUGAUUAAUAUUGUCAACUCUGAAAACUGCCUCCUCAUGUACCACACAGCUGCCACCUAUGGUGUGUGGGACCUCUACCACAGUUCAGCCUUGUUCAUCAGAGAUAUUUACACAGACCUGAAGGAGGAUGUUCACACCUUACCCAAAAAGCUGGUAGAUUACAUCAAGUCUCUUCUCCCAAGUAGCUACAUGGCAGUUUGUAGCCACUCGCCCUCCAGUAAGCUGCUGCAGGAUCUCCAGAGGACAAUCUUAUACCUGGAUGAAGAAAAGAGAGAGUGGAAUGUCCUGACACACCUACCUAUGAGCACAAGCACCACCAUGGCGGGCGUGGCUGUCUUGGAGAACAAACUUUACAUCAUCGGAGGUGUACAUGAUGUCAGCAAGAAGGUGGUAGAGACUGGUUUCUGUUAUAACCCAGCAACUAAUACAUGGUCCACCAUCUGUGGCCCCCAGCAGCUACGCUACAACUUCACUUUGAUAGGUCAUGAGAAUUGCCUCUAUGCCAUAGGAGGUGAGUACAACAAGAAGGCCCUGUCAUCUAUGGAGAGAUACAGGGUGUCUAAUGGAAGCUGGAGCUUUGUCUCCCCCCUCCCCUGCGCUGUAGUAUCAGCAAUGUCUGCCACAGCCCUGAACAGGAUCUUUGUCUGUCUCUGGAAAGGUAAGGGGGCCACAGAAAUACAUGAGUAUGUGCCUGAACAGGACCAGUGGCUUCUGGUCACUACACUCAUUCGCCAACACAGUUAUGGUCUUUAUAUGGUGGCCCAUAAAGACAAUUUGUAUGUGAUGCGCAAUGGACCCUGUGAUGACUUUUUACUGUGUGUGAUGGACUGCUAUAACCUAAGCUCAGGCCAGUGGACAGCGAUGUUGGGCCAGUACACGAACAGCGAAGGCUCUCUGUUGACUGCUGUGGUCAGAGGAGACUCUGUGUUUACACUCAGCCAACAGGUAACCACAGAAUACACUGUAGAGGAUUAUACAUGGAGAGUAAGGCGUGAGAUGAAAGGUUUCGGGAGGAUUGGAUCCAUAUAUACAUUUAUGAUGAGGCUGCCUAAAGACAGUAGCCCCCGCAUGGAAAACUCUCUUGAUCUGACUCAGGACCAGUUAUUCAGAGACCUUGGUGAGUGUCCGUGAUUCUCCCCACAAUGGUCUG